UCCAUAUGUCUCCUCUUUUGCCGUUGGAAGUCAUCUCUCGGGAGCUCCCCUGGUGGAUAUCGGCCACGCUGGAGCCCUUACCAAGACGUGAUGCCCACCUACAAUCAGCUGGCUCCCGGCUCUCUCCUCAACCAGCAGUACGGCGCAGUGCAGGGUCUAGGGUUCCACGGUAUCCCCGCCAGAAGAGCUCCGAUGGUCGAGCAAGCCGUUCAGACGGUUCCUUUGGCCAGCAGUGCUCAGAAAAAGGGGAAAUCCUCAACUCAGCCGCAGCAGCUCAGACAGACUGUUCGUCCAGCCCAGCACGCCGUCUCCCAGGUUCAGAAAGAGAAUGUCCCCAACAAUCAAACCGCAUCCCAGCCAAGUGAAAGCAAAACGCAAGGUCGAAGCACUGAGAAUAAAAAACAAAGGCGAAAACAAGGAAGCCGCAGGUCCAGGAAGAGAAUGUCCCCAACAAUCAAACCGCAUCCCAGCCAAGUGAAAGCAAAACACAAGGCCGAAGCACUGAGAAUAAAAAACAAAGGCGAAAACAAGGUAACCUAACA
Messenger RNA from Hippocampus comes (tiger tail seahorse), 542 nucleotides. Its product is annotated as protein LSM14 homolog B-like. The transcript is spliced from 5 exons. NCBI's taxonomy places the organism in Eukaryota, Metazoa, Chordata, Actinopteri, Syngnathiformes, Syngnathidae. The record is from RefSeq and is a predicted model, not a curated record. Bases 91 to 540 code for a protein of 149 amino acids.